AAAGGAAUUGGUAAUACUUUUAUCUCUCUAAAUACUCUAUCUCCCUUCUUGGUUUUCCUUUGGCAUGGGAUAUUUUGUAUCAUACAGAUCUGAUGAUUUCUUUUUUAUGCCUUUUAUGAGGGUGGAGAGCUUUUAAAGAAAGCGAAUGGAUGGAAUUUUGCAGUGGUUGAAUGGCUGAACAUGAAGAACAUAGUGGAAAUAUGAGGAACAUUUGAAAUGAGGAACAAUUGAACAUGAGGAACAAUUGAAAGAAAGGCUUGAACAUUCCUCUAAUGAAUAUUGGAAGUUGCUAGUGAGAAUAGUUUAACCAAUAGCAUUAUUUUUUGGGACCUGGGAAGAAGAAUCACAUGGGUGUAGAUGUGGAUGUGGAUAUAAUAGCUAAGAUAAAAAUGUGCUUGCCAGGUUGAUAUCACAGAGCAAUCACUGUGUGUGAUACCUGAGCUCUCUUCAGUGGAGUGUGAGGACAGAGCGUGCACUGAUGAAUGCAAAAAUGAGAAAUCAAAAAAUACUCUCUCAAGUAGGAUGUGAUCCAUGCAAUUGCUGUUGGCAAAGAGAUUACAUCAGACAUGACUAUGUGAAUAACCAGGGAUAAGCCAAAGGCAGGACAGGAUGUCAGAAUAACAUACAAAACAUUUUUGAGGGUGAGGCCAGCAAACCAUGCAGUCAUCAGGGCACCGUUUCCGCGAUGUCGAGCACCACCCGCUCCUGGCCGACAAUGACAGCUACGACUCCUCCUCCUCCUCCUCAGAGGCUGACAUGGCUGACAGGGUCUGGUUCAUCAGGGAUGGCUGUGGCAUGGUCUGUGCCAUCAUGACCUGGCUCCUGGUGGUCUAUGCAGACUUUGUAGUGACUUUUGUCAUGUUGCUGCCUUCCAAAGACUUUUGGUACUCCGUGAUCAACGGGGUUCUCUUUAACUGCUUGGCAGUGCUGGCUCUGUCAUCACACCUGAGGACUAUGCUGACUGAUCCAGGGGCUGUGCCCAAAGGAAAUGCCACUAAAGAAUACAUGGAUAAUUUGCAGCUGAAACCAGGAGAAGUGAUCUACAAAUGUCCCAAGUGCUGUAGUAUCAAACCUGAGCGUGCACACCACUGCAGUAUUUGCAAGCGAUGCAUCCGAAAGAUGGAUCACCACUGCCCCUGGGUGAACAAUUGUGUGGGGGAGAAAAAUCAGAGAUUUUUUGUUCUGUUUACGAUGUACAUAGCCCUAAUUUCAGCUCAUGCUCUUGUACUCUGUGGAUUUCAGUUCUUCUCCUGUGUCCGAGGGCAGUGGACUGAGUGCAGUGACUUCUCCCCACCUGUAACUGUGAUCCUGAUGAUCUUCUUGUGCCUUGAGGGUUUUCUGUUUCUCACUUUCACUGCAGUCAUGUUUGGCACCCAAAUCCACUCAAUAUGCAAUGAUGAAACGGAGAUUGAGAGACUGAAGAGUGAAAAGCCCACGUGGGAGCGCAGGCUGCGCUGGGAAGGGAUGAAAUCUGUUUUUGGGGGCCAGCCCUCCCUCCUGUGGAUCAACCCCUUCGCAGGAUUUCGCAUCAGGAGACUCCUACUGCGAGGGAAGAAAGGAGGACCUGAGUUCUCUGUUUGAGUCUAAAUAUGCUGGAACUUGCAAGAAUCCUAUAUAGUAUUUAUUUUGGGGCCAGAGAAGGCUGUCUACAUAUAAUCUGUGACCAGGUGAAACUGAUAUCAGACAUUUGCUUGUAGCAAGCAGAGUUUUCUACGUUUAUUUGUCACAGACAUCUCAUUAAUUCUGAGACAGGAACUGGAUCUGCCAUGAUCUUCACAGCAGGAUAAGCACGUGGUCACACUAAAGAAGCCAAAUGUUGUCAUGCUACUGUAAUUUAUUUUCUGAGAUUACUUCCCCAUUUUUUUGUUAAACCCUUUUUAUUUGAUAAAUGUCUGGGGAAUUACCUGUGUGUUUUUAUAAUGAGUCUAAGUCCUUGGAUGCAGUUGUCAAUCAUUAGGAGGAGCCUUCUGGUGGAAGUUGAUCUCCAGUGAGACACAGCCUUCCUUGUCAGUCCAGAUUUCAGGGAAUUGUGCUUUGUUCAGUUCUCCAUUCUCUUUCAGCUUGUCCUGAUAAGCAGAGCUGUCCCUGUGUGUCCCACACACUCCUCAUGUGCAGGUGGUGCCCAGGACUGGUGCCCAGCACUGUCACACCCUGCCCUAAAGCAUGGCCUGUGCUUGGCAGUGCCCAUCCCAUCUGGCAUUUGGGGAAAGGCUGAAUUUUCACCUGUAACCUGGCUGGGGGCCAGAUCCUGCCCUGGGAUGUGCAUUUCCAGUUCCUCCUGCUUUGGUUGCAGAGGAACUCAGGUGUGGACUGCACAGGGAUGAGUGGGACCAGUGUCCUGCUGUGUGAGGUGACAGUGAGUGGACAAACUGGGGGUCAUUCACUGCAAACACUUUGUCCUUGUAGGGUCUUGCUCUGCCCCUUUUUUACUGAACACACCUUUCAUAGAGGGAAAGCUCCUUCCUGAUCCCUUGGACAAAGACAGCAGAGAAAGAGGCAACUUCCCUCCUUUCUCAAGUACAGCACAUCUUAAAUGUAGAAACAUCUGCAAUAUUCUUUUGAAUUUAACCAUUUCCAACCAAAACCACUUUGAAGAAAUGAGAGCAAUAUAGAUCUAGAACUGCUUUAUGUGGGCCUGACAAACAACAGUAGUGCUAAAAAUGUUUAUAAAUCUGCAAGUAAUGAAAUACAAGCUGCAAGUAAUACAAAUCCAGCUAAAAGUUGAUUCUUUGAAAAUGACAUUUAGACUAUUUUUUGUAUUAUUGUUAACCUAUAAAUUACUGACCAUGUAAAGGAUAAAGCAGGAGCCAUGAUGCAUAGCUUGAAAUCGUGCCUAGAAAGUAAAUAGCUCCCUGUUUUGGGACUUGCCUUAAAAUUGUCCUGUUCUUGCUUUUGCUCAGCCAGUGGCACUGGUGACCUGUCCCACCUCCAGCAGCUCAGAGCCCUGCAUUCCACCCUUUGUGCCCUGCAGGAGCUGUUUCCUUUCUCAGUGCCCUGCUUCUCCAUCUCUCCGUGGCAUCCUGGUCCCAGCUCCAUCAGUUUCUGUUCCAUGGGGUGGCUGAAGGCUCUGAGGGAUCCAUUUCUUGUCUGUGCCCUGUGAACAAAACUGUGCAAUACUUUGGGGUGUUUUCACUUUGCUUUUGGGGGAGGGUGGUGGUGUGGAAUGCUGGAGCCUUCCCUAGGUGGAAAUCCACUGGAAUUGAAGUCCUGUGAACAAAACUGAGGGGGAAGCUGGAGGUUCCACAGGAUUCUGUGCAGAUUCAGUUGCACAUCUUAAAGACUGGGGAGAAAAUAAAGGUGUCUGGCUUUGUCCUGAGGCUCUUACUGUGUAAAUUGUUCAAUGGGAAAAUCAGAAAAUAGCACUCCAGGUGGUUGGACCCUGUGACUUGGCAAAUGUGUGCGUGUGAAAUCCGGUUUACUUGGCUUUUCAAAUCCUUACCUUGUAAUUUUUUUUUUUAAUGUAAAAAAGAAUAAACUAAUGAAUUGAA
This is a messenger RNA of Agelaius phoeniceus (red-winged blackbird), 3488 nucleotides long. RefSeq names its product zDHHC palmitoyltransferase 7 (gene ZDHHC7). Gene Ontology annotation, molecular function: palmitoyltransferase activity. The record is from RefSeq and is a predicted model, not a curated record. Lineage: Eukaryota; Metazoa; Chordata; Aves; Passeriformes; Icteridae.